Polypterus senegalus (gray bichir) is the source of this 6087-nucleotide messenger RNA. RefSeq names its product CUE domain containing 1b (gene cuedc1b). NCBI's taxonomy places the organism in Eukaryota, Metazoa, Chordata, Cladistia, Polypteriformes, Polypteridae. Gene Ontology annotation, molecular function: ubiquitin binding. The transcript has 11 exons. The record is from RefSeq and is a predicted model, not a curated record. Bases 1152 to 2327 code for a protein of 391 amino acids.
UUGUCACUUUCUUGUUCCUUCUGGCUUGGUGUCGGGCUGCAGCCAGCUUGCAGUUCUCCGUACCCCCCGCUAGGAAGCUGUCUGCCUCCUCCUUUGGAAGCUCCUUCUGUUCAACAAAACAAACCGCAGCAAGACGGCGCCGAUCGUGCCUUGGGCUUUCUGUAAGCACCGGUGACAGCGAAAUCGCCGACAAUGUGGAGAGGUUAUCGGCACCGCUGGUCUGGAGACCAACAGUAAUAACGACGAGCGGCUGGGAUCUUACUGGGCACUGGGAAUCACGAACGAGUAGCUAGCUGAGCAAGGCGUUGAAAGCAGCAGCCGCCGCCGCGAUCUGAUAGCUAGCUGGCCAGCCAGGGUCGACUUGGGAUCCCAACCCGAGGAAACCGUUGGUGGGGGGCAGCGAUCGCGAUGAGAGCGUGAAGAGGCGGAGGGGACAUCCACUGGGAUCUUAGUGUGAAAAGGAGGGGGACGGCAACCGGAAUCAAAGAGCGAGUGUUUAAGAGCCGGUAGAGAAUUGCGAACCAAAGCCAAAGCGAUCCGAGACAGCAGGGGAGCAAGUGUGAGGAGGAUCGGACGGCGAAAGCGACUUCGGGGUUUCUCAGUCACGAGCGCACUGGGAUCCGAGUCCCAGGAGAGGAGAAAAAGGGGGAGCAUCCGUGAUUCGUGACGGAAGAGAAAGCGGCCAGGGGCCGGAGCUGCAGCGGUCCGGGUUUUCAAGGUAGCAAAGUUCCAUUAGGUGGAGAUGAGCAUCUUGGUGUGGACUUCAUGACUUUGACCCACUGACACCGAUGAGAAGAGAUUUAUCUGCAUGGAUGCACCAGAAGCUGCAGAAGUGACAUGAUUUCCAAUAGCUGACAAAAGAAGAAAAAACAUAUUGCAGCAGACAGGGUGGGCCAUGUUUUUAUUGUACAUCACCACGCCCUAAGGCUGGGGAGACUUAAGUCCAAGGAAAGAAGAGGAACUGCCUUUUUAGCUGGAACUUCAGAGUUAAUUUAGAAAGUGUCAGGGGAAAAAAAAAGCAGCUGCGGUUUAGGAGAUGAUGUUGUCAUGCAACGUUGGAUUACUGCAGACAAACUCAUAAUUAGAUCUUGUUUUCACAUAUCAGGUUAAAAAUUCAAGAAGUGAACAUUUUUCAGAAGACUGUUGGAAAGAUGACCAGCCUGUUCCGUCGGAGCAGCAAUGGAAGCUCACGGAAUGGUUCCGCUACCAACAAUGGAACAGCCUCUGGGGCUGGUACAACCCAGGAGCUCAAUAACAGUCGGCCAGCGCGGCAGGUCCGCAGACUUGAAUUCAACCAGGCCAUGGAGGACUUCAAGACUAUGUUCCCUAAUAUGGACUAUGAUGUAAUUGAGUGUGUGCUACGGGCCAACAAUGGUGCAGUGGAUGCCACCAUUGAUCAGCUCCUGCAGAUGAACAUUGAGGGUCACAGCUUGGAUGACAGUUCUGAUUCAGAUGACAGCAUUCCUCCAGAGAUCUUGGAGCGAACUCUGGAGCCAGACAGUUCAGAUGAAGAACCUCCACCAGUUUACUCUCCCCCCACAUAUGAUAUGCACAUCUAUGAUAGAAAGUACCCAGAAGCACCACCUACUCCCCCGCCAAGGUUUGAUGCACAACCAACUCUUGUUCCACAGCAACCACGGCAUUAUCGAAACUGGAAUCCCCCAUUACUGGGCAACCUUCCAGAUGACUUCUUGAGGAUACUACCACAGCAAAUGGAGAGUAUGCAGAACUCCACUUCAAGUAUGCUGCAAGGAAGGACACUGGUGCCGGCUCAGGGAGGAGCAGGGGGUGCCCUCCAGGUCUGCCAGGGGGCUGCCACAGAACAGGAGCACAAGCUGAAGCAGUAUUUGGAAGACGAAAGGAUUGCUCUAUUUUUGCAGAAUGAGGAGUUCAUGAAAGAGCUACAGAGAAACCGCGAGUUCCUCAUUGCACUGGAAAGAGAUCGGUUAAAAUAUGAAUCAAAGAAAUCAAAAUCCAACCUGGCUGGCAUGGGCAUGGAGAAUCCACCAGGCGAUCACAGUGCUCCCUGCUUGGGAGAAGCUUGCCAUGGUGUGUCUGAUGAUGCUUUAUUCAGAGAUAAACUGAAGCACAUGGGUAAAUCCACAAGAAAAAAGCUAUUUGAAAUUGCCCGAACUUUCUCAGAGAAGACAAAGAUGAGGAAGCCGAAAAGGAAGACCCUGUUAAAACAUCAGUCCCUGGGGAGUGCAGCCUCCACUGCCAACCUUUUGGACGAUGUAGAAGGAAACUCCUGUGAUGAAGACACGCUGACCAGAAGGCAGCUUGCUGUACAAGAAGAAGGGAGUCUACACAAAGAAGGGCUGUCAUGAUCCCCGAGGUCUCAGCUCUUUGGGACAUCGAUGCUGCAGCCAAGUUUGCAUUAAGUGGGUGUAUCAGCUAUAUGACGUCCUCCUGUCCUAAGCAGCAUUCUGCCAGAUUUUAUUCAUCAGCUGUCUUAACCCUGGGGCAGUAGCUCUGUGACUCAUCAGGUCUGUCGUCUUGAGGAACGACAUUAACACAGGGCUCUCCUGCUACUUGUUGAUCCACCUUUUGCUUUUAACGCAGAGCUAUUUUCUCAUUCUUUUUAUUUUCCUUUUUAACAUAAAACAAACAAAAAAAGAAAUACUUUUUCUUUAACUGCCAUUGCUCCAGGAAAAUGAGAGUGCAUUAUUGAGUUUAAAGGUAUGAUUUGGCCUUGGGUUAUUCAGCAUGCAUGAGGUGAGGUGGCAGCAGAGCUUUAUUAGAUCAUUCAAUCUUUACUUUUGGAGCCAUUGGAACAUGGCUUAAAAAGGCUUAACUCUUUCACACAAAAGGCAAUGUCGACAAGUUUCUUCAGAAGGUAUUAGGUGAAGUGAAUGUCAAUAGUAUCAGCCAUUUUGUUUGAUGUGUGUAUUUGUUCCUACAAACAAGCUCUUGAAGCAGUGUGUACCCCUGUUCUGUUCUGUCAUGUUUUGAGUAUUCACCUUGCCUACUUUGGUGCUGUAGCCUGACUUUACGAACAGAUACUGCUUAUAGCUGCACCUUUGUUCCAAGAGAUGAUAUGGGAGAUGGCAUUAGAGUAGUACCCAUUAUUUUCAGAAAUUAACAUUUCCAGUUGCUACUGGGAAAAAAAAGUUGUUUUUUUUUCCCAUAUUGUAGGUCUCUGUGAGGCUAAUAUCACAUAAAGGUACAGAUUUCUAUAGUAGUCAGUCAGUCAGCAGCCGUCAUCUGCUACUUAUCCCUGAGCACGGUGUGCGAGUGCUUAUGUUGAAGUUGAUGCCCACUUAUCAGUGUAGCCCUUUUUCCUUUGCCUUUGUCUUACUUUUCAUAGACUCGAACAUAUUUCAGAGUUGCAUGCUGCAACGGAUGCAAAUCCAAGCUACUUGCACACAGAAUGUUUUUCAAAGCUAGCCAUACAUGCAUUUAAACUGCAUUAAGGAAGCCAUGCACUGGCUUGAGGUCACUAGAGAAGCAUGUGGAGACCCCGUGAGCAAUCAUAAAAUCCACCUGGCACCAUGUUAAACAGUUUCCUUCAGAGACAUGCACUACUCCGACAGUGCCUUUCUUAUUUUUUUCUGAAAAAUCUUGAGCUCAAGGUCAGUAAUUCAUUAUUUUGUCUCUCAGAGUGACAGAGUGUAGCGGUUAGAUAGAUGUAUAUUGUUUUGGGAUAUCCAAGUUAAAUCUUUUCGAGCCCCAUUUAUUUCACCAGACUUUAUGUAAUCAGUUAUGUGCUGAUUGCAUGGUGCAUCUCACAAAUGUGACGCAAAAGAAAGCAGUGCAACACUUGGAGUGUUUAAUGUAUGUGGGGAUACCAAGUAAGCCGAUGUGUGCUGAGACCGUGCACUGCCUCUGCUUUAGUUAUAGUGUCCUGCAUCUCUUGGCUUCUUUUCUUAAAUCCUGGUCCAUUGAUAAGUGAAAUAACACAAAGCAGCAUUUGUAAAUAUCAGUCAUGCAUGGUGCCUGUCUGGAUUCUGUGUGUCAUUCCCAUGUAAAGCGUUGCAAUGCCCACUUUCCAGUUGACGAGCCAAAGCAAACCAUGUCUUAGCAUCAUAAUUUCUUUCAAGCAGAAACUGAUAAUUUAGGAAUAAAAAUGAUCAUACAGAGUGUAGCUCCUGGGCAACAGUGAGCCUAUGCUUUGACUUUCACAGGAUUCAGUACAUCAAUGAUAAUGAUAAUGUGCCUCAAUGGCACACAAGCAGCAGAAGCCUUCGAUUAAUGCAUCACAUCAUAAGAAGGACUUUUAUUUUCAGUAUAUGGAAUUGACUGCCUGCCUCCCAUAAUGGCAGCAUCAAGUCUCAGGGAUAUUCAUGCUUCUGUCCUGCCCAUGUCUGCAUAUUCAGAUCAGAGAAAAGGUAGGAGGCAUGCACAUUAAUGUAGCUUAGCUCUGUUCAGAAACCAAUAGAAGAUAUCACUGUGAGUUGUUCCAGACUAUGACAUGUUGUCUUAAAGUGCUUUUUUCUUAUCUUAUUGCAUCAUUAGAUGGCAUCCCCUCAUUACCAGUAAAUGUCAACACUGACCAUGAAUGCUAAAUUUUGCUUUUCGAUUAUAGACAGGGCAUUUGAGAUUCAAGUAUGGUUUAAGAAUAUCAAGUGUAAAAUGACUUUUGGCCUGACUGUAAGUCACCUUUAGAUUUGAGUGUUAGUUCACUGGACACUCUUUCCAUGCACUUGUUUACAUAUAAAGGUUUCAAUUUAAGAACACCACUUCAAAACUUAUUAAACUUUUAUCUGAAUCAGUUCAGCAACUGUAAGAAAACUAGAAAAACAUGAAGCAUCUAAACACACCCACCUCAGUGAGUCAUUUUGGCAUUAAGCUUAAGAGGAUUUUGGAAACCUCCAAAAGGUGAGAUGCCAUGUACCUUCAAAGCUCCAACUCUGAACGGAUGACCCGAGUUUUAAUUUAGUGUGUACUUCUUUAAGUUCUGUUGGUAAAUUGAGAAAGGUAUGGUGAUUUUUUUUUUUUUACCAUGGUACCAAUGUUUUCAUGCAAGUCUGAAAUUGUGCAGUAGCGUCACACAGUAACCUCAGUCUCUGCAACUGAAGAGGCUGGUUAGCUUGCAGCCCCAUUGAACUUAACUAGUCAUCCAUGAUAACCACAAACACCAUACAGGGGUAGAAAGUUGGCUUUAGGAAUAAAUGCAACACAAGAGAGAGACCAAAAAACCCAAAGAGAUAAGCCAGCCCAGUUAGAAGUUUCAAACACAACUAUAGGAGAGGUUUAAAGCAAUCAAAUUCUAUUAUAAUGUUGUUCAUGAAAUAUAGCGAGGGGUGGGAGAAGACAAGAAAGGGCCAGUUGUCACUAAAGAGAUAACAAGUAAGCGUGAGGUCCUAAGGGCCCCCACUAAUAUGCCUCUGUGAAUGCAGUAACAUAGGACUGUGUUCUUCUUUACUGCAAGGCUCACCAGGCCUCAGAAUCUUAUCAGUUGCUUUUCCCCUUGCACGACAUUCUUUUGUUAUUUUACUUCCCAUGUCACAAUAAUCACUAAAAGGAGACAACUCGAGACUUUCAUUUCCACUUGAUAGGCAAGUGUGCGAUUCUGGAUUGGCUUCUGCUUUUAGCUGCUAAGGAGCGGCUGUUCCAGAAGGUGACCUUCCCAGCAUGCUCCGCUUUAGCUGCCCCAGCAGGAGCACUGUGCUUACUGAAUGUACUAACUGAGGGUUUUUGUCAAGAGUGGCUGUGACUCCCUCUGUGCAAGAACUCAUAUUUAUGGUUGACCUUUUAUGGGUGGGGAAAACAUGCAAAUACAUGAGAGAAUGUAUUCUGAUGUACUGGUUUUAAAACUUAUUUAGAUGAACGCAACUUUUUAGUCAAGCUGAUACAGUCUAUUAAAUCUGCAGGUCCUCGUUCAGGAAGACAAGGUCCUUCUUUUCUAAUCCUGAAAAAAAUGCAUUUAAUAGUAAAUGUUUUUAAUAAAAUAUCAGAAUGAUUAUAUCUAUUGUAUUACUGAUGGAAUGAUAAACAAAAAAAACCUGAGUUUUUAAAGUCCUUUCAACCUGUGAAGGCUUUGUGUGUGAUUGUUGUAUUUUACAAAUUAUUUCAAAAUUGAUUUUCUUACGUCUAAAAGAAAAUGUUUAUUAGCUAUUGAUAUAUUAAAGUGAUGUUGUAUUCUUC